Molecule: messenger RNA, 648 nt
Organism: Brassica napus (rape)
Lineage: Eukaryota; Viridiplantae; Streptophyta; Magnoliopsida; Brassicales; Brassicaceae
Product: bidirectional sugar transporter SWEET16
Exons: 4
Biological process (GO): carbohydrate transport
Cellular component (GO): membrane
Molecular function (GO): sugar transmembrane transporter activity
Source: RefSeq, a predicted model, not a curated record
AUUUACAUUAAAAUUAAUAUUAGGGAGACGUUUUGGAAGAUAGUGAAACGGAGAUCAACAGAGAAGUACGAGUGUUUGCCAUACAUUUGCACGUUGAUGGGUUCGUCGCUAUGGACAUAUUACGGAAUAGUGACACCUGGUGAAUACUUGGUCUCCACGGUCAAUGGCUUUGGUGUUCUUGCUGAAUCCAUCUACGUUCUCAUUUUCCUCUUCUUUGUCCCGAAACCUAAAUUUUUGAAAACAGUUGCACUGGUUCUUGCGCUGAACGUGAUUUUCCCAGUUAUAACAAUUGUGGGAACAAGAACUGCAUUCGGAUAUGCAAAAACACGUUCUAAUUCAAUGGGUUUCAUUUGUGCUGCUCUCAACAUUAUCAUGUAUGGUUCUCCCCUUUCCGCCAUUAAAACUGUUGUGACGACGAGAAGUGUGAAGUACAUGCCAUUUUUGCUGUCGUUUUUCCUCUUCUUGAACGGCGCGAUUUGGGCUGUCUACGCUUUACUCCUGCAUGAUGUUUUCCUACUAGUGCCAAAUGGAAUGGGAUUUGUGCUUGGGACAAUUCAACUCCUAAUCUAUGCGUUUUACAGAAAUGCCAAACCUAACAUAGUAGAUGAAGAGGAAGCCCUCGCACCAAGCCAACCUCUCCUCUCAUAG